AUGAAUCGUUCGCGGCAGAAACGCAUCUUUCUUCGUCUCCGGGUUCCUCACGGUAGCCCUGCUACCUACCGGAAAAGAAUCAUCCAGCAACGGCGGGAAGCCGACGCCCAGAGAAAGAGACGGGAGGACGAAAAGAAGAAACGGGAAGACGAGGAGAAGAAGAAACUGGAAGAUGAGAUCAAGAAACAGGAGGCCGAUGUCCGCAUGGCCCCGGAAUUUCUUGAGAAAUUCAACAGGGAGAAUCACUUUGGCCGAAUCCCGCCGGACCCUAGCGUCUUGCCAGCUGAAUUUCUCUGUAUCCAUUGCAAGAAGGUUGUUAAGCGAGAGGAGAACGUCAAUCCCUGGGUCUGCUAG
Xylaria bambusicola is the source of this 354-nucleotide messenger RNA. RefSeq lists its product as uncharacterized. Lineage: Eukaryota; Fungi; Ascomycota; Sordariomycetes; Xylariales; Xylariaceae. The transcript has a single exon. Bases 1 to 354 code for a protein of 117 amino acids. The record is from RefSeq and is a predicted model, not a curated record.